UGUAAAUCAAAAUUAUAAGUGAAUGAAGAUAAAAAAUUACGGUAGUAAUACUAAAAUUUUGUAUUAAUCAAUGUAGUUUACCAAAAUGAACGGAUUAAAAGCACCGUCUUUGCAAUCGUUACUAGAAUCCGAUAGAGGUUCUACAGACAGUUUAUUAGCAGAAUCGCUUCAACUUGAUAUAGAAGACUUGGAUGAUGCUGAAUACUCUAUUCCCCAAUUGGAUUCCUUGCCAACGUUGGAAAGUGUUUUGAAUGAUUUUGACGCUGAUUCAGACAUUAUAUCUGAUGGACAGUUUCCAGCACCAACACCAACUCCUUCUAUAGCAGAUGAAACCACGAGAGCUGGAUCAAUUUUGAGACAUGUAGUUUUACAAGGAAUAACAUCACAAAUUUCUUCAGCGGCUGAUCGAAUAAACGCAGGAUUAGCUACAGCUGUAGCAGUGUGCCAAAUGAUAGCUGUUGGAACUUCCCAUGGACAUAUUUUAAAUUUUGACAACACGCAAACUUUAAGAUGGGCGCAUCAAGAUCAAAAUUCCCAAGGUGCUGUUUCCGCUUUAUCUUAUAAUGAAGAUUCUUCUCGUCUUCUAGCUGGCUUCGCAAGGGGUCUAGUGAUAAUGAUAGAUACGCGAAGCGGCAACAUAUUACGAAGCCUUUUUGAUUCUAUAACCCCGAAUUCAGGAGUUCUUAAUUUAAAAUGGACUGGAAGACCUGCAUUAGCUCUUUGUUCCGAUUCUGGGGGCUCGGUAUGGUCUUUAAGUUUCACUAGAAAAUUAGGCAUUCGUGGUUAUGCAUCAAGGUGUUUGUUUAGUGGAGCAAGGGGAGAAGUUUGUUCAGUUGAACCUUUGAUUAUAGAGGAAGAAAAUAAUGACCUCAAUCAAUACUGUAUUAUAGCUUUAGCAACGCUAUCAAAAUACUUCGUUGUUACCAUAAGACCCCGUCUCAGAGUAAUAAAAUUUCAUCCUCUUACUGGUCCUUCAGGGUGUCUGCCGCUACUGGCUUGGCAAAUGGUUUUGAUACAAGCUGCAGAUUCAACUAGAAGCGUUGAUCCAGUAUUAGCAGUUGCUCGAGGAAACCAACUAUAUUUUCAUCAAAUUUUAGUUAAUAACGGACGUGUAAGUUUACUAUUUCUGCGACAUGUACAAAUGAAUUGUGAACUUUUAGCUGUACAUUGGCUUGGACCCAAAUCGGUUGCAUGUAUUGACGUUUCAGAAAUUUUGCAUUUAAUCGACGUCCGAUCAAGUAAAGAAUUAGAAAAUAUUGAUAUGGCGAAGGCAGGUUUAGUGUAUGGAUCAGCUCAGUUUAAAGGUCUUGCAACCGGAGGAAAUGUGUCUCCUGCUUUAGCUUUAGCCGGAACACACGCCUGCUACAAUUCUGUUUUAUCAAAAGGGACACAACUUUAUAUCCUUGGAGCAAGAAGUUUACACAUAAUUAGUAUACGUAAUUGGAGUGAACGGAUAACAUUUUUAGUGAACCAGCAACGUUGGGUUGAAGCUUGUGAAUUAGCUUUAGAAGGAUACAGAACUGCAGGGGACAGAAUCAGGAAAAAACAACAGGCUAAGGAUCGUGUAAUUGAAUUAUUUCAUGACUAUAUUUCAGUAUCUAACAGAGCACCGGAAUAUUGUUUAGGUCCAAUAAUUAAAUGUUUAAUAGAAAUUAAUGAAUUGGAAUUGCUCUGGCAAGAAUUAUGGGAAGGUCUAAACCAAACUAAUUUAUUUUUAACUAUCAUAACAGAACAUAUAGAAAAUGAUGAGGUAAAAAUUCUCAGUCCUAGCAUAGCACAAGCAUUAGUUGAGUUUUGGGUUAACCUAUCCCCUUCUAAACUAGAGGAAAUCAUUUUGAAAUUAAAUUGGACCUGUUUGGAUUUAAAUCAAGUUUUAAAAGCUGUAAAGCAAAAAAAAUUAUAUAAAGCGCAAAUGUAUCUGAAUGCGCAUGCUCUUGGUGAUUAUGCUGCUUCAUUAACUGAAUUAAUUCCUUUAAUAGAGAGUGAGCAUCCGAAUUUAGGCAACAGUAUACUCGUAUAUAUAUCCAGUUGUUUAGCUGGAAGAGGCUACCCUCAUGGCGAAAUACCGUCUAAUUGCGUGCAAAACGUUAAACAUGAAGUAUUAAGAUGCCUCACUUCUGCGCACUCCAUUUCUGCCGAUGAUGAUGAACUUCCUUAUCCAUAUCUAAGAGCUUUGUUAAAAUUUGACACUCGAGAAACAUUGAAUGUUAUUUCAUUGGCUUUCCAAGAAAAAGAAUUUUGCGGUGAGUUAGGUUUAUCUCAUCGUCAAAGAAUAAUAAAUAUUUUACUAGAAAUAAUGACGCCGGAAAACGCUACCUGGUCACAAAUCGGAUGUCUUCUUAAUUUUAUAAGUCAACAACUUUCUACAAACAUUUUACCAGAUGAUAGCUCAUUAUUAGAUAAGGUAGUGAAUUAUCUCUCCAGAGAUGAAAUAGAAGGAGAGACACCACGACAGCAUAUGGAGCGUGAAAAUGCUUGGUUAGAAUUAAUUUCCUGUGAUAGAUUGAGUCAUAUACCGCUAGAGAAACAACUAGAUAUGGCAAAAAGAGCUAAAUGUUAUUGUGUAGUUGAGCACUUGUUGGAAAAAGAAAAGAAAUAUGAUGAAAUACUAGAAUGCUAUAUAAACAACAGUCAAAGACAUUUUGAGAUGUUUUCUUAUAUGGAUAUACAUGCCAGAAACAUAGAAAGAAAAAUUCUACAACAGAUUGAAAAGAAUUUCACAGCUUUGCUGCGUAUUGAUUCAGAACGUUUAACAAAAAUAAUUGCAGAUAAUUUUGAAGAUAGUAUAUUUCGCCUUAUAGAAUUGCUAAAUGACGAACCGAAAUUAUUAUAUUCAUUUUUUACAAAUUUAUUGAAAAUUGGUGUUAUGCUGGAAUCCGAAAAUUGUGAAAAGUACAUAAACUUGUUGAGCAAAGAGGCGCCAAAUAAUGUUCUAGAAUUUUUAAAAUCAAAUAAUAACUAUCGAAUAGAAAAAGCUCUGGAUAUAGUAAAAAUUUAUAAUCUACAUGACAGUGUAAUUUUUUUAUAUGAAAAACUAGGAGAUUAUCACAUGGCAUUUAAUUUGACAAUGUCAUUGUUGGAAAAUCAGAUUGAAUCGCGACAAUUGGAACAUUUAAUAACAAAUUUAGGUGCUUUAUGUUUACGAGCCUCUGCUGUAUUACCAGAAGAGGAACGCGAAAAUAUGUGGUUCACAUUAUUAAAGUUUAUUUUCGCAAAUUCUAAGUUACAAACAAUAACAAAAAGUAUUUUACACGACGCUAGUCAACACGUUGAUCUACCAAAACUGGUGCAAUUGGUGUUAGAUACAUCAGAAACGCAUUCAAAUAAUUUUGGUGAUAUUAAAGAUUUGCUGAUGGGAAUGCUAACCAAUUCAAAAUACGAACAAAUAUUAGUUGAAAAUACUGCCCAAAUAUUAGGGCAAGAUUUGCAUUUGAAAUUCUGCAAAAAACGGAAAGAUGCAAAACGAGGAUUAUGGAUAGCCAUUGUCAAAUGUAUUGUAUGUCGACAACGGUUGUAUAAUCAAACAGAUAAUAUUUUCAUUUUUGGCAUAUGCGGUCAUGCAAUACAUAAAAGCUGCUUAAAAGAGGUUCAAAAUGAUGAUAACUUACACUGCCCCAGAUGUGGGUCUUCUAUUAUUAAUCAAAGUCCUAUUAUACUAGCCGAGCCCAAAUCAGAAAUAAUAAAAUCAAUAAAUUGUGAUGAAAUAGUAAAUCGAAAUAAGGGUGUGAGUGAAACAAGCGAGUUGCAUUUGAAAUCACCGCCUAGAAAUUUUUGAAAUAUCAUUAUAAUUUAAUUUAUAAAAAAUAUGUACAUUUUGAUUAUAAAACUUAUACCACAUACUUCUAAUUGUUCCUUAUUUCUGUACACAUAGAAUUAAAAAUAGUUUAAAUCAUAGAUAAUAAAAUUAUAAUUUAGUUAAAAUAUUAUACUUCAGAAAAAAUUAUUGCAUUUAGAAAAUAUUGUAAAGUGUAAAAAAAAAUGACUAUGUACCUAUUUCGAUACAGAUUUAAUACAGAUCGGAACGUUCACAAGUUGUCUUGUAUUACACAUUUUUGUAAAAUUGGUAUGACAAAAUUAAUGAUUAAAAAUUAUUGUAAAUAUAAGAACUUUUUUACUAAAAUCAUUUAAACUUAUGAUCUGUAAUAAGUUUUCCUUAUUAUUAUUACAUUCAUUAUGUUAAUUUUUGUAUGCAUUUGUGUUUAAUGAAAAAAUUAUUUUUAUUGUUAUCACUUUGACAAAAAAUUCUAUUUUUUGUAAGUAAUUACAUAUAUCUUUACAAAAUUUGCAAUGAAUU
Molecule: messenger RNA, 4294 nt
Organism: Condylostylus longicornis
Lineage: Eukaryota; Metazoa; Arthropoda; Insecta; Diptera; Dolichopodidae
Gene: Vps8
Product: vacuolar protein sorting-associated protein 8 homolog
Exons: 7
Coding region: 86-3775 (1229 amino acids)
Biological process (GO): protein targeting to vacuole; vesicle-mediated transport; endosomal vesicle fusion
Cellular component (GO): HOPS complex; late endosome
Molecular function (GO): protein binding
Source: RefSeq, a predicted model, not a curated record